AUGAAGUUCCUCAGUCUUGCAGUCGCCGUUCUCCCCCUCCUGGCCGCCGCUGCCCCCGUCGCAGACCCCGAAGCCGAAGCCGAUGGAGAGAUGGGACUUGAGAAGCGUAGAUCCGCGCAGACCUGCAAGAUCGUCAAUGUUGACCACUAUGUCAACUGCCGGUCCGACGCGAGCUUGGACGCGGGGGCGAUCUUUGGCUUUCCCAAGGGGGACAAACUCACCUUUGCGUGCUACAAGCACGGCGAUUGCUUCAACGGUGUUUGCACCUGGGAUCAAGUCACUUAUUUGAAGACGACCUGCUACGUUAAUGGGUACUUUACGGAUAGUAAUUGCUCAAGCAAAAAACUCCCAAAAUGCGCCUAG
Molecule: messenger RNA, 363 nt
Organism: Aspergillus thermomutatus
Lineage: Eukaryota; Fungi; Ascomycota; Eurotiomycetes; Eurotiales; Aspergillaceae
Product: putative MBL2-like secreted peptide
Exons: 3
Coding region: 1-363 (120 amino acids)
Source: RefSeq, a predicted model, not a curated record